Messenger RNA from Kwoniella mangroviensis CBS 8507, 351 nucleotides. RefSeq lists its product as uncharacterized. The transcript is spliced from 2 exons. The record is from RefSeq and is a predicted model, not a curated record. The coding region runs from base 1 to 351 and encodes 116 amino acids. Lineage: Eukaryota; Fungi; Basidiomycota; Tremellomycetes; Tremellales; Cryptococcaceae.
AUGUCAAUCAGAUCUUCACACCUAUCCAUAGGGUCCAUCGCUGGACCUAGUCGACCAUCGUUCGCUAUACGUAAAUAUGCGACUCAGCCGAGUGGACAGCAGAAUCAGAAUAUAAGUGAGAUGAUAAAUAGGAAGGCCAUCUCAUCAGCAUGGAGGGCAUUAUCGCCUAAUCAGAAAUUGAUCUUCGGCGGUCUAGUAGCCUUAGGAGCAUAUUUCGAAUAUUCUUUAUUGGAUAGAUACGUAUUGGGACCCAUCAAAUUGCGCAAAGAGGACGAGAGGAGGAUCAAGGCGGAGCAGAAUAUGGGAAUUGGAGGAGGAGAAGGUCAGAAAGAGGUUUUCUUAGGUGAGUGA